Molecule: messenger RNA, 2507 nt
Organism: Phacochoerus africanus (Common warthog)
Lineage: Eukaryota; Metazoa; Chordata; Mammalia; Artiodactyla; Suidae
Gene: HEY1
Product: hes related family bHLH transcription factor with YRPW motif 1
Exons: 5
Coding region: 432-1358 (308 amino acids)
Biological process (GO): anterior/posterior pattern specification; Notch signaling pathway; regulation of transcription by RNA polymerase II
Cellular component (GO): nucleus
Molecular function (GO): protein dimerization activity; RNA polymerase II cis-regulatory region sequence-specific DNA binding; DNA-binding transcription factor activity, RNA polymerase II-specific
Source: RefSeq, a predicted model, not a curated record
CUCCUUCCCCCCAGCUGAGACCCGGCGGAGCCCCUGCGGAGCCGACGCACCGCCGCCGGCCAGGGGCGGGCGCGGAGGGCGGGGGCGGGGUUCGCCUUAGCCCUCGGCCUCGCCCCUGCCCCCUCCCCUGAGAGGCUGCCAAUCAGCAGAGCGAGAGCCCGGAUUGGUCGACGGAAGGCUAUUGCGCGGAGGAGGGGGUGCGGCCCCGCCCCUCCGCCCUCUUUACUCGCCCCCUUCACUCCCCCGCCCUCCCCAGGGUCUUGGGAAGGGGCGCAGCGUGGGAAAGGGAUGGUUGAGUUUUAACCGGAGGCAGAGCGUGAGCUGGACCAGUGUGUGCGGAACGCGAGCAGCCGAGCGCGGAGAGGCGCCGUGCUGUUAACUCCUUCUUGCCCGCCGCGCCGACCCUCCCCCGGAGUACCCACGCAGCCAGCAUGAAGCGAGCCCACCCCGAGUACAGCUCCUCCGAUAGCGAACUGGACGAGACCAUCGAGGUGGAAAAGGAGAGUGCGGAUGAGAAUGGGAACUUGAGUUCGGCUUUAGGUUCCAUGUCCCCAACUACAUCUUCACAGAUCUUGGCCAGAAAAAGACGGAGAGGCAUCAUUGAGAAGCGCCGUCGAGACCGGAUCAAUAACAGUUUGUCUGAGCUGAGGAGGCUGGUACCCAGUGCUUUUGAGAAGCAGGUAAUGGAGAAAGGAUCUGCCAAGCUAGAAAAAGCCGAGAUCCUGCAGAUGACGGUGGAUCACCUGAAAAUGCUGCACACCGCAGGCGGGAAAGGCUAUUUUGAUGCGCACGCCCUUGCUAUGGACUAUCGGAGUUUGGGGUUUCGGGAAUGCCUGGCAGAAGUCGCCCGUUACCUGAGCAUCAUUGAAGGACUAGAUGCCUCUGACCCUCUUCGCGUUCGACUGGUCUCGCAUCUGAACAACUAUGCCUCCCAGCGGGAAGCGGCCAGCGGCGCCCACGCAGGCCUUGGACAUAUUCCCUGGGGGAGCGCCUUCGGACAUCACCCGCACGUCGCGCACCCCCUGUUGCUGCCCCAGAACGGCCACGGGAACGCUGGCACCACCGCUUCGCCCACGGAACCCCACCACCAGGGCAGGUUGGCCACGGCACAUCCGGAGGCGCCCGCUUUGCGAGCGCCCCCUAGCGGCGGCCUUGGACCAGUGCUCCCCGUGGUCACCUCCGCCUCCAAACUCUCGCCGCCCCUGCUCUCCUCGGUGGCCUCCCUGUCUGCCUUCCCCUUCUCUUUCGGCUCCUUCCACUUACUCUCUCCCAAUGCGCUGAGCCCUUCGGCACCCACGCAAGCUGCAAACCUUGGCAAACCCUAUAGACCUUGGGGGACAGAGAUCGGAGCUUUUUAAAGAACUGAUGCUGUAGAAUGAGGGAGGGGAAAGCUUAAGAUCCCAGCUGAGCUGGGCUGUUGCCAACAUCACCUUAAAAGUCAUCAGUAAAAUAAAAAGGAAAAAAGGUACAUUUUCAGAUAAAUUUUGUUGAAAGACAAAAGGUUUGUUGGUUUUAAUUUUUUUUUAAUUUUUUAAAAAUCAUGUCAUGUAUCAGCAAUUUAAAAAAACUAGUUAAAUUUUGUUUCCAGCGUUACAUUGAAAUAGUAUAAACCAACGAAGUGGUGAUAGGUUUGUUCUGUGCCUAAUUUACUUUGUAAACCUAUCUGUCUAAGGAUGAAUCAAAGUUUGGGAAUUUUAACAUUUAGUAUUUUGGUCUGUUUUUCUCCUUGUAUAGUUCCCAUCUCUUUUUAGACUUAAUUUUUUAAACCACUAUGCUCAAUGUUAACAUGAUGCUAUUUGUUAAUAUUUUGACCAUUAAGGUGUUGUAUAAAUAAUAUUCAUUGGGGAGGGUCUAUAUUGAAUUUUAUAUUUCUGAAUAAAGCGUUGACAAAUCAGAUGAUCAGCUUUAUCCAAGGAAGAAAACUUGCUAAUUCUCUGCCUCCUACAGCAGUAAGGUGAAUGUACAAACCAUCAGGGGCUCUGAAUCUGCAUGACCAAUGGCUGUUCUCUGCCGAGGCUCACAGUCUGGCUUAGUAGGGAGAGGUCCCCAUUUGGAAUUGGCAGGGAAGAGACAGAAGAUAAUUGUGUAGAAUAUGCCUGCAUUUACCAGCCCCAAGCAAUGCAAUGAAUUUUUAAUCUCAUAGAUCUCAAGUUGACAAAUGUUAACAUGGAUAAGUGAUCAUGGUAUGCAAGUGGUCAAUGGAAGAGUCCAGUGGAACCUGUUAAAUGCAUAACCGCAUUCUUCUUGGAAUUGCCAUAUUUUCUUUCAACUGGAAAUUGUUCCGUUGCGUUUCCCUUUUUGGUGCAUGGAAAUGUGGUCGAGAUACUUUAAAGGGCUUUGCUGCCUUCUCUUUGGUUUAUUUAAUUUGAUUUGGGCUAUAAAGUCAUCCUUUUACAGGUUUAUUCCUUUAGCAGGUGUAGUUUAAACAAUCUCCACUGAACUGGGUUUGACCUCUGUUGUACUGAUGUGUUGUGACUAAAUAAAAAAGAACAAACUCUUCUGCUGUA